Messenger RNA from Echinops telfairi (small Madagascar hedgehog), 1518 nucleotides. RefSeq names its product albumin (gene ALB). Gene Ontology annotation, biological process: transport. The record is from RefSeq and is a predicted model, not a curated record. The coding region runs from base 1 to 1503 and encodes 500 amino acids. The transcript is spliced from 10 exons. Gene Ontology annotation, cellular component: blood microparticle; cytoplasm. Lineage: Eukaryota; Metazoa; Chordata; Mammalia; Afrosoricida; Tenrecidae.
AUGUCGGACGUGCUAAGUGUCGGUGUGAAUCUGGAGGCCUUUGCCCAGGCCAUUAACGCAAUCCAGGCACUGCACUCCAGCGUGAGCAAGGUGUUCGGACUGCCUAAAAGAUCACAUGCGAAACAAGGAGACCCUGGAGGGCCGGGAGAAGGCCUUUGUUAUGCACUUCGAGGACAACUUGCAUUCAGUCAACCACGACCUCAAAGAGGUGGAACGGCUGAGCAAUUUGGCCGGGACGCUACAACUGGCGCCUCAACGUGGGGCCUCACGGGGAUCGCGAAUCUGGAUGUCGCUUCGGUAAGCAUGGCCGUCCACGCAUUUGAUCUCUGCCUCCAAGGAGCACCAGAGAUCACCUUGAGUCCAACGCAGAUGCUUCUCAACUGCAAUACGGGACUCGCACGAGGUUCAACACAGGCUACCCGACUGUGGUACAGGACCUGCAUUUCGAGGAUAUGUGCCCCUGGUUUCCUCAAGAAGGAAUUAUCGAUGAAAAAUGUUGUUCAUGUAUCUUUCUUUCUUUGCUUCAUACUUCUGCCCACAGACAAGAGUGAGAUCGCUCACCGCUACAAGGAUUUGGGAGAAGAGUUUUUCAAAGGCCUAUUGCUGAUCACCUUUUCUCAGUACCUCCAGAAGUGCCCAUAUGAAGAACAUGUAAAAUUAGUCACCGAGGUAACGGACUUUGCAAAGACAUGUGUUGCUGAUGAGUCAGCUGAAAACUGUGGCAAGUCACUUCAUACUCUUUUUGGAGAUAAAUUAUGUACAAUUGCAUCUCUGCGUGACACGUACGGUGAAUUGGCUGACUGUUGUGAGAAACAAGAGCCAGAGAGAAAUGAGUGUUUCCUGAAACACAGAGAUGAGAGCCCAGCUCUCCCUCCAAUAGAGAGACCAAGUGCCGAUGUCCUGUGCACCGCCUUUGAGGAUAAUGAAGAGAGGUUUUUUGGAAAACCACAGAACAAUGGGGCCCUUGAUGAACUGAAAGAACAUGCACUGAUUUCCUCUGCCAAACAGAGACUGAGGUGUGCCAGCAUUGAAAAAUUCGGAACAAGGGCUUUCAAAGCGGAUCUGGCCAAGUACACAUGUGAAAAUCAAGAAACCAUCUCCAGCAAGCUAAAGGAAUGCUGUGAGAAGCCUGUGCUUGAGAAAUCCCAUUGCAUUGCCGAGGUAGAAAAUGAUGAUAUUCCUGAUGACCUCACCCCAUUGGCCGCUGAUUUUGUUGAGGACAAGGAGGUGUGCAAAAACUAUGAGGAGGCCCGGGAUAUCUUCAUGGGCACGUUUCUGCACGAAUACGCAAGAAGGCAUCAUGAUUAUUCUGUCUCGUUGCUAUUGAGACUUGCCAAGCUCUAUGAAGCCAAACUGGAGAAGUGCUGUCCCACCGCCGAUCCUCACAUGUGCUAUGGCAAAGUGGUAGGUGGCUUGCAUGAAAAACAAAAUGUGGCUCUUGGGCUAAUGAUUCCACUAAUGACCAAGGAAGACAGUGCAAUGCUGCAAAGUGAAAUUUCAUAAAACAUAGUUCUUUUC